CCGCGUCUGAGCGGGGGCGGGGCCGCGCGUGCGUGCGGGGCGGCGGCGGGCGGGGUAAGAUGGCGGAACUGGGGAAGAAGUACUGCGUGUACUGCCUGGCCGAGGUGAGCUCUCUGCGCUUCCGCUGCACCGAGUGCGCCGACAUCGAGCUCUGCCCCGACUGCUUCUCGGCCGGCGCCGAGAUCGGCCCGCACCGCCGAUGGCACGGCUACCAGCUGGUGGACGGCGGCCGCUUCACGCUGUGGGGCGCCGAGGCGGAGGGCGGCUGGAGCAGCCGGGAGGAGCAGCUGCUGCUGGACGCCAUCGAGCAGUUCGGCUUCGGCAACUGGGAAGACAUGGCCGCUCACGUGGGAGCAUCCCGGACGCCCCAGGAGGUGAUGGAGCACUACGUGAGCAUGUACAUCCACGGCAACCUGGGGAAGGCCUGCAUCCCCGACACGAUUCCCAACAGGGUAACGGACCACACGUGUCCCAGCGGGGGCCCGCUCUCUCCCAGCCUGACCACGCCGCUCCCGCCCUUGGACAUAUCGGUGGCUGAGCAGCAGCAGCUGGGCUACAUGCCGCUCCGGGACGACUACGAGAUUGAAUACGAUCAGGAUGCUGAGACUCUGAUCAGCGGCCUGUCGGUGAACUACGACGAUGACGACGUGGAGAUAGAAUUGAAAAGAGCUCACGUAGACAUGUACGUAAGAAAACUCAAGGAGAGACAGCGGCGGAAGAACAUUGCACGAGACUAUAACUUGGUGCCGGCCUUCCUGGGGAAGGAUAAGAAGGACAAGGAGAAAACUCCCAAACGAAAGAUCACGAAGGAAGAGAAGGAGUUGAGGCUGAAGCUGAGGCCUCUGUACCAGUUUAUGUCCUGUAAGGAGUUUGAAGACUUCUUUGAGAACAUGCACAAGGAGAGAGUACUUCGAGCGAAGAUCCGGGAACUGCAGCGGUAUCGCCGAAAUGGAAUCACCAAAAUGGAAGAGUCGGCGGAAUACGAGGCAGCCAGACAUAAACGGGAGAAGAGGAAGGAGAACAAAAACAUGGCUAGCUCCAAGAGGGGGAAGGAGGAUGGUAAAGAAGGGGAAUUUGCUGCCAUUGAAAACCUGCCUGGUUUUGAACUCUUAUCGGACAGGGAAAAAGUGCUUUGCAGCUCUCUGAACUUGAGCCCUGCGCGUUACGUGACUGUAAAAACCAUCAUCAUUAAAGACCAUCUUCAGAAAAGACAAGGGAUUCCUUCAAAGAGCCGCCUUCCCAGUUACUUGGACAAGGUACUGAAGAAAAGGAUUUUAAACUUUCUAACAGAGAGUGGCUGGAUAUCCAGAGAUGCGUCGUGAAACCCACCGCAUCUGAGCCACCGCGUCAGAGGCCUGACGGGCUCCCUCCUUUUUUCCUGCCCUCCUCGGAGAUACAGAAAUUAUCUCAUUCAAAACAGACAAACUAAACAAAAAAAGCAAAAACAAAAAAACCCACGGUGUUCGUGGUCCAUGCUUCAAAUAGACUUCUGCUUUGGGUCACGAAAAAUACUGAAUUGUGAAACUUCUCCAUUAGAUUUCAUUACUCAUUAGAGUACACUGUUUUUGUUACAUUACUCAGAGAGAUUUCUCUCGUGUGAACCUGCUCAAGUCCAGUGGUUCUGGGGUGGUCACUUCACUCCUUACUGUUGGACAAGUGAGUGUCAAUGUCAUUCAUGAUCCUUGCCUUUUUUUUUUUCUUUCUUUUUUUGAAGGUGGGAGGUGGUGUUCAGCAAAUGAGUUUUUCCUCUCCCUGAUGUUGUUUCAGUCACAGUGCUGGCAGCCAAAUGGAGCCUGCAGAAAUCCUGAGCUGUCGGGUGUGGGGUGCAGGGGUUGGCGUGGCCGUUGCUGAGCUUUUGGAGCACUGCCCUUAGCAGCACAACCCAGGUGUCAGGACGUGGGGUGAGAGCUUCGUGGGGUGCAGCGGGGGGGGGGUUAGCCGUGAUGGGGAGCGGUAGGUGAGGUCCUACAGGUACUUGUGCUGCGUGGAAAGGGUUCUUGGAGAGCUGCCUUCACCUGGCUGACCCGGGUGUAUUCUUGGCCGGGCAGCUGCGUGCUCUGCACUGGGCUCAGCAGCGCUGUGAAGUGGCUGGUUCUGGCCAGCUGUGGCUUAGAAUACGCAGUGUGCUGCCCCCGGAGCCUCAGGCGGCGAGAUCACCACUUCUUCCUGCAGGGGGAACCUGCUCCUCCUCCUGUGCUGUGUUGAGCUUAUGCUCAGUGUAGCCCGAGGACAUGCAGCUGCCUCCUGAGUGCGGCUGGAGGGGGACAGGGAGCUCCGUUCUGAAGCUCACAGCGGCCACCGAGGUUGGUUUAAAAAAAAAUAAAAUUGAAAACUAAUUUAUAAACUAGCUCAAAAUGCACAGCUGCCGUGCUCCUGGAAUGCAGAGUGGUGGAUGCAGCCAUCGCAGGUUUCUGCCUGCACUUAUCUUGAAACGUUCUGGACUAAACGUGCUGCAGUUAGCGCCGUGGGGGCAGAACGGAUCUCAGUCCACCACGGCGGUCACUUUGGCAUAACCUCGUGGUGCCGGAGCUCUCUGAGGGCUGCGCUCUCUGCCGCACAGGCGUGGAGUCACAGUGCAGCAGGGCACAGCAGGAACACCUGAUCCACACCGUUGGUUUAGUAGUACGCGCCAGGUAAGGGAAAGAUGCUCAAGGAAGACUGGAAAAGGCUUUUUAUCUUCAUUUCAUUCUUAGAUUCCUGUGCUGGCGUCUAACCAAAUGAAUUUAAAAACAAAAAGUUGAAUCUUUGUGAAAGUCAUCAGUUUUAUUGCAUCCCAGCCCUGUGCAGGGCAGUGGGCAGCGGCUCCGCUGUGCGGACGUGCCAGGAGAUGGAGCUGAGUUGAGGACAGAUGUGAACACGGGAGGUGUGCUCUGCUUUGGAUGCCUCGGGCUGUAGUUGGUCAGGAGCCCAUGAAGUCUUAAAACCAGUAUUAGUUGUGCAGCUUGGCAGAGGUACGCUGACCAGAACUGGUUUUGAGUCAGUAUCUCCAGUAUGAUCAGAACAGUGCUACCGCUGAGAUCAGCGUACAGAGGGUACGGUUCUAAAGCCAGCAUUUCUAAGGAGAAGGGGGGAAAAACCAACACACACACACACACACACAAAAUAACUCUAGUGCCUUUUUGUUUUGAGCUUGUGGUGUUAUGUCCCUCCAGAAAAGGAAAGGGCUGUGUGCUCUCUGUUGGAAUGCUUUGGCUUACCUGGAAGCGGCUUCUCAGGCACUUGAGACAAAGCAGCGUAACUCACAGCAGCGUGCCAGUAGCUUUAAGAACCUCUUCCGCCCUACAUGCACAUACAGAGAGCACACAAGACAAGCUCAGAAGGUGUAAACCAUUGAUUAUUUCCUCUGUCCUUCUCCUGUGGGAAGGAAGCUCAGCCUUUCCAGCCUUGGAGUUAUGCAAUGUGGUUCUUCCUGUGACCGGUUCUGGCUGCUGCAAUGCACCAGUGGUGUGCGGGAGCCUCAGCUCUGCCCGCAGCUGGGAGGUUAACGCAAAAGUGGCUUUUCUGAUUUAUUAGUAUCUUCCUCAGAUCUAAAGUUUAUAUUUGUACCGUGCUUUGGCACACCUAAGCCUAACUGAAGCAAUAGCCUAAAGCCCAUCUGAACAAUAAUUAAAAAAAAAAUAAAAAAAUCUAGGCACCAAUGACUCAUUUAAAUGUCGUAGAAAUGAAUUCUGCCUUUACUCUUUGUAGUUUCUUAAUUCCUCAGCCCUUCCAAAAUGUUUCUUUGGUGCUAGGCGUAACUUAUUGAACAUCAAGAUGAAUGUAAAAUAAAAUAUUUUUAAUGUAUGAAA
Messenger RNA from Numida meleagris (helmeted guineafowl), 3788 nucleotides. RefSeq names its product transcriptional adaptor 2B (gene TADA2B). Gene Ontology annotation, cellular component: SAGA-type complex; nucleus. Lineage: Eukaryota; Metazoa; Chordata; Aves; Galliformes; Numididae. The coding region runs from base 60 to 1322 and encodes 420 amino acids. The transcript has 2 exons. Gene Ontology annotation, biological process: chromatin remodeling; regulation of transcription by RNA polymerase II. Gene Ontology annotation, molecular function: transcription coactivator activity; zinc ion binding; chromatin binding. The record is from RefSeq and is a predicted model, not a curated record.